This is a messenger RNA of Habropoda laboriosa, 955 nucleotides long. RefSeq names its product snRNA-activating protein complex subunit 1 (gene Pbp45). The transcript is spliced from 4 exons. Bases 50 to 955 code for a protein of 301 amino acids. Gene Ontology annotation, biological process: snRNA transcription by RNA polymerase III; snRNA transcription by RNA polymerase II. The record is from RefSeq and is a predicted model, not a curated record. Gene Ontology annotation, cellular component: snRNA-activating protein complex. Gene Ontology annotation, molecular function: sequence-specific DNA binding. NCBI's taxonomy places the organism in Eukaryota, Metazoa, Arthropoda, Insecta, Hymenoptera, Apidae.
CUCGUGCUUAGUAAUUUUGAUAAAAGUUGUGUAUUAUUAAAAUCUGAAUAUGACAAGCAAAUCGUUGAUUUUAAGCGGUUUCAAAGAAGAUUGCGAACAAUUAAUUGCUCGUUUCGAACGGGCAGACGAUAUUAGAUUUCAAACUUUUUGUGAAAUAUGGAAAGCAAUGAAAUUUUCGUUGGUGUUUACGGGGCGUCCAACUUUUUUAGAGUUGUUAGAAUUUUGUGAAGAAGCGCUAAAUGUGUGCAAACAAUUUCUUCUUUUGCCUCCUCGUUUUAAGGAACGUAUUGGAGGAUUGUACCUUUUAUAUGGAAUAUAUCAUAAGAUGCCAAUUGAUCAAUUUAAAAUUAGAGUUAAACUAGAUGACUGGCAAAGCAUUAUGGAGCUUCAUGCAGAAAUAAAAGAAGCAGAACAUUUAGAUGCUAAUUAUAUAUUAUGUAAACUAAUUGCAGAAAAUGCAUUUCAUUUCUGUAUUUUUGAUUCAGAGUUUGGUUUGGAAAAGCAUUAUCGUAUGAAGAAUGCACAAUGCUUUAACCCAUAUUCUGUAUUGCCAACUUUGAAAGAUUUAAGUGAUAAGCAUCAAAUGUUGUCAAAAAUUGAUGUAUUAAGUAAAGCUUAUGAAGAAAAGAAACAAUUACUACUGCUUAAAAAUAAGUCAAAUAGUAGUUUAAACUUAUUCAAUACAAACAUAGCUAAAGAAAUUGUUAAUGAUAUUCGAGAGUUUGAAGAGCAGAGAAGGAAUCAACAAAUAAAAAAUGUGCUUGAUCAUGAGAAAACAUGUAGUGCCUCUACUUCAAAAGGGGAAUGUAAAAAAUCUCAAUUAAAAUAUACUUCUAAAAGCAAAGUAAGAUCAUUGAUGGAUGAUGGUUUUCAAACAGAUUCAAAUGAAUCUGAAGAAGAUGAAGUAUUAGAACUUGAUGAGUGUGAUUCAGAUAUACUAGAAAGUUUUGCUUAA